GAAAACGGGACAGGGGACAGAGGAAAGCCGACAGAGGGAUCCGUUCCUCAGAGUGGGUUUGCUGAGUCGCACCAGUGGACUUCAGGCGUCGGUAUGUCAAAGAAGGUCAGUGCCGAGGAGAUGGAGGAGAUCAGGGAGGGCUUCAAGAAAGUCGACAUCGACGGUAACGGUUUCAUCUCUGCUGCUGAACUGGGAAAUCUCUUCCGGGAGGUGGGAUGUCCGUUGCCUGGAUACCAGAUCAGAGAACUCCUCCAGAAGCUGGACCGAGACAAGGACAGCAAAAUCAGCUUAGAGGAGUUCACGGCUAUCUUCCAGGAGAUGAAGGACGACCACAUGGCUCAGGGUUUCAGGAAAGCCCUCAACAAGAAAGAAGGCAUCGUGGCCAUCGGUGGGACCAGUGAGAUCUCCAGUGAAGGGACUCAGCAUUCAAUCUCUGAGCAGGAGCGCUUCGCCUUCGCCAACUACAUCAACUCUUCGUUGGAGAAGGAUCCAGACGUCAAACACGUUCUGCCCAUCAACCCCAGCACUGGAGCUCUGUUCAAAGCCGUGGCAGACGGCAUCGUGCUCUGUAAACUGAUCAACCUGUCUGUUCCUGACACGAUCGAUGAGAGGACCAUCAAUAAAAAGAAACUGACUGCUUUCACCACACAGGAGAAUCUGAACUUGGCUCUGAACUCAGCCUCAGCCAUUGGCUGCCAGGUUGUCAACAUCGGGGCUCAAGACCUGAAGGAGGGGAAACCUCACCUGGUGCUCGGACUCCUGUGGCAGAUCAUCAAGAUCGGGCUGUUUGCUGACAUAAAGCUAAGCCGCAAUGAAGCUAUUGCAGCGCUGCUUGAAGAAGGCGAGAGCAUGGAGGCGCUGAUGAAACUCAGUCCUGAGGAGCUGCUGAUGCGCUGGGUCAAUUUCCAUUUGAAGAAAGCUGGCCUGUCCAUAUCAAACUUUUCUGGAGACAUCAAGGACUCCAAGGUUUACUUCCACCUGCUGGAGCAGAUCGCUCCAGAUGGCAGCAAAGAGGGCGUUCCUCGGGUUGAGAUCGACAUGAGCGGCCUCUACGAGAAGGACCUGAAGAAGAGAGCUGAACUAAUGCUGGUACAAGCCGAGCGUCUGGGCUGCCGACAGUUUGUAACCGCCACCGACGUCGUGACAGGAAAUGCCAAACUCAACAUGGCCUUUGUGGCCACGCUCUUCAACAAACACCCAGCUCUCACCAAACCAGAGAACCAGGACUGGAACCUUGAAAGUGAGACCAGGGAGGAGAGGACUUUCAGGAACUGGAUGAACUCUCUGGGCGUCAGUCCACACGUUCAUCACAUCUAUGGGGAUCUGCUGGAUGCCUUGGUGAUUCUGCAGCUUUAUGAAAAGAUUAAGGUGCCAGUGGACUGGAACAACAGAGUCAACCUUCCUCCAUUCAAGGGAGUGGGAGGAGGCCAUUUAAAAAAGAUUGAAAACUGCAACUAUGCCGUGGAGCUGGGGAAGAAAAAAGCCGGUUUCUCUCUGGUGGGAAUCGCAGGACAAGAUCUGUACGAAGGAAACGAGACUCUAACCCUGGCACUGGUCUGGCAGCUGAUGAGGAGGUACACUCUAAAUGUGCUGGAAGACCUCGGACACGGAGAAGUUGCUGGAGAUGAUUUGAUCAUUUCGUGGGUCAACAAGACUUUAACUGGAGCUGGAAAACAUUCGACCAUCAAAAGCUUUAAAGACAAAUCGAUCGGCACCAGUCUUCCAGUUCUGGACCUGAUUGAUUCCAUCCAGCCUCAGAGCGUGAACUACGACCUGGUGAGGAGAGACGCUCUGUCGGACGAAGACAAGCUCAACAACGCAAAGUAUGCCGUCUCCAUGGCGAGGAAGAUCGGAGCUAAAGUCUACGCCCUGCCUGAGGACCUGGUAGAAAUCAAUCCCAAAAUGGUGAUGACCAUCUUCGCCUGCCUGAUGGGGAGGGGGAUGAAGAGGGCUUAAAGGAGCAACACAUGCACGCACACACACGCGCAUGCAUGUGACUGACCGUCUUCACCUGUUCAGGUGUGAAGACCUCAAACAUGGCGGCACUGUGGCUGGAACAGACGCGCGUCUGUCCGUGUAUGAGUUUGAACAGAGACGACAGCAAAGUGCCACAAACAUAGUUUUAUCCUCGUUUCUCUUUUCCCACCAGUUUCUUUACCUCAGUGCUCCUCAUGCCCCAGUAUGAGAAUUUAUCCUGUUUAAGCCUUAAUAGCCUCUAAUGGAAACAUUUAGUCUUUUCAUGAUAUACGACCAAAGCUGUGCUCCAUUUAUCGAAAUUCCAUAAACCACAAUUAAACUGAUGGAUAAUAAAGCCUUUAUUAGAUGUUCAAGAGAUUUAAGUGAUUUUAAAAAAACAUCCCUAAUAACCUAAAUAAAAAAUCUUUUCAUUAUACUUCAGUGUGUUUUAGUUAAACAGAAACCAGAUAAACUUUAUAAGAGCUCCCAGUGAGACAGAAGCGGGGUAAUAUUUAUCUAUGCAAACGUUUCUUUAACCCUCGUAGCUUCAGCUUCCUUCACUUUCAACUCAUUAGUGGAAAAAAAGUCCUCUCCCAUAAACUGCUGCUACAGCAUAAUGAUGCUCAGAUUUUUCAGUCAACUUCAGUCUUAAUCAAAACAUCAAAUAUAUAAUUGUUCUAAUUAUUUAACUCUUUAAAUGACUAUUUGAUUACAUGAUGCUGUAUUUGGGGGAAAGAAAAAAAAUAUUAUUUUUCAUAUAAUACAUGUUGGGCAGCUUUUUAAAUUUUAUUUUAUUUUAUUUUAAGAUCGGUCUUUAAACAGGAUUAAAGUGAGUAACAAGAUUUUGAUGCAUUGUUAGUGUUUUUUGGAGCAUCAGAUUUAUAGUUUACUACACUUUUGGAUGUAAACAUCCCCACCCAAACACCAAAAAACAUUUACAUGCAUGCAAACAUUAAAGAUUCAAUCUUUUAUAUAUUUAAGACUGAUUUUAAAAAAAAGAAAAGAAAUCCUGUAAAUGUAUUAAAUGGAAAAUAACUAAUUUAGUUCUUUUAUAUAUAAAAACAGUGAGAUCAUGUGAUCAGAUUGUCAUUAAAAGGCUUAAAAUGAUUUCACUAAUUCCAUAUUUGGUGUUGUGAUAAAAAUGAAGCUGACUUUGAAAAAACGUAUUAAUCUAAAGCGCUUUGAAUGGUCUUGUACAUUAAAUGUGCUAUAAAUAAAUUUUCCUUUGCUUUGCCUAAUCUGUAAUGUUUUUAUAGCUGUUUUUGGGAGAGACUUUUUGUCUGUUAAUCACCUGAAAGGGAAAGUUAUUUCCAUUAACCUGAAAGAAAAGUUUAAAAUCUGUUUUCUAAAGACUUUUUUUUAUAAAAAAUGUCUCGUCUAAAAUGGAUGGAAAAUGUCCUGAAUGUACAGAAACGUCCCUGAAGACGUUUAAGGGUUAAAACAUCUGAAACGUUUCAGCUGCUUUACGCAGGUUUACACUGAUUUACUGGGACUGUAAGUCGGGAACAUGCUGACCCCCGUUUAUGUGAAGUGUUGUCUGGAAACUAAAAUUAUAACUGUUGCUGAUUUGACUUUGUUCUAUAAAGAAUAAAACCUGUAGUCCCGGAUCAGAUCUGGACUAAAUGUGUGGCUACACGAGUAUUUUUCCCUCUUCAUCCUAAAUAUUUACCAUUUUGUUCUGUAUUUGCUGAAGAAUCCAGGAAUAUCUGUAAAAGUCGAUGUGUACAAUCAGAUCUGUUCAAUAAAAGCAGUUUUUCAUACAUGG
Molecule: messenger RNA, 3721 nt
Organism: Melanotaenia boesemani (Boeseman's rainbowfish)
Lineage: Eukaryota; Metazoa; Chordata; Actinopteri; Atheriniformes; Melanotaeniidae
Product: plastin-2-like
Exons: 16
Coding region: 94-1956 (620 amino acids)
Biological process (GO): actin filament bundle assembly; actin filament network formation
Cellular component (GO): actin filament bundle; cytoplasm; actin filament
Molecular function (GO): calcium ion binding; actin filament binding
Source: RefSeq, a predicted model, not a curated record